This is a messenger RNA of Dictyostelium purpureum, 1548 nucleotides long. RefSeq lists its product as uncharacterized. The coding region runs from base 1 to 1548 and encodes 515 amino acids. The record is from RefSeq and is a predicted model, not a curated record. Lineage: Eukaryota; Evosea; Eumycetozoa; Dictyosteliales; Dictyosteliaceae. The transcript has a single exon.
AUGAAAAACAUUUUUAAUCUUUUAUUAAUUUUAUUAAUUUUAAACUUAGGUUUUAUUAAUUGUAAAACGGUUACUUUUAAUAGCCAAUCUGUGCAAUGUACAGACGAAAGCUCACCAUGCAACUUGGCAUCAAGUAAGAAUUGGGAACAAAAUGAAAUUCCCUCCGAUGGUGACGAUGUUGUAAUCGACUUUUCAACAAUUAAUUUGCCAUCUGCUAAUAUCUAUUUAAUUGCUGAAAAUUUAAACAUUCAAUUAAACUCUUUAGCUUUGACCGGUCAGGAAUCAUUCAAAACAAGUUUAAAUAUCCAAAAUUCAAACGUUACAGUUUCAAAAAGUUUUAACACUGCUUUUUCAACAGUUAAUCUUACCCAACAAUCAGAUUUCAAUAUUAGAGGUGCUGUAGAUAGUAGUUUUGGCACCACUGAUGUGGUCUAUAUUUUUGAUGGAAGUAAUCUUUAUGUUCCCUGUGGUUUAUCCUUUAACAGCAGUUCUAUUCCAAUGGAUGGUACCAUCUUUAUUAGUGAAGAUUCAGUCUCAAACCAAAAUACCAAGUUUUUAGAUGUAAACCAACCAAAUUUAAGUGUUUCAUCCAAUAGUAAUCUUACUAUUAUUAGUUCAACUUUAAAUUCUGUUUCAAUGAAUUCACCAAAUAUUGUAUUAAACAGUCUUUCAAGGUCCUAUUUCAGCUCACUUAAUAGCUUGGGUCAAGUUAAUAUUCCAAACUAUGGUUCAUUAGAGUUAUCAAACUCAUCAGCAUCAUCAGCAUCUACCAUCAAUCUUGGUGGUUCAUUGACCGUUAGAGGUGAUUUGAAUGUUCAACAAAUUGUCAUUGGCUCCACUGGUGUUAUUUAUAACUAUGGUAAUGUUAAUACUGACCUUAGUUCUUUAUCAGGUUCCAUUAUUUAUCAUACUCCAACUGCUGAGGCCAAAUCAAUUAAUAUUCAAGAUGGGUCUUUGGUUCUUUAUAAUUCAAUUUUAAGUGUAAGCUCUGAUUUUAAAGUUUCCUCUGAUUCAGUAAUUAAAUUCUUCAGUUGCAGUUUAGAUAACACUCAGUCUUAUAUUCAAGUUAAAGGUACCUUGUUGCUUGAUUCAAUUGAUGUGGUUAUUCAAUUAUCCGAUUCAAAUAUCUUACCCUCCGAUGGUGACCGUAUCCUUUUGGUUUCAGCUCCAUCAGUACCUGAUGCUGUUGUAAAAGUUAAUAGUAUUAAAUUUUAUACCCAAGCAAAUACCAAUGGUUUAACUUAUAAAGUUGAAUAUGAUAAUGGUAAUGUUUAUUUAGUAUUUAAUAAUAGUGGUACUAAUGGAGGAAAUAAUAGUAGUAAUAACAAUAAUAAUAACAACAAUAAUAAUAGCAGUAAUAACAAUAACAAUAAUGAUAGUAACGAUGGUAAUAAUAAUGGUAACGAUAAAAAAGAAUCAAAUGAAAAAAGAAACGUUGCUAUUGGUGUUUCAAUUGGAACAGUUGUUGGUGCUAUUUUAUUAUUAACAGUUAUUGGUGUUAUGGUUAGAAAUAAAAGAAGAGGUGAAAAAAGACCAUUACUUGGUUAA